Molecule: messenger RNA, 489 nt
Organism: Sparassis crispa
Lineage: Eukaryota; Fungi; Basidiomycota; Agaricomycetes; Polyporales; Sparassidaceae
Exons: 7
Coding region: 1-489 (162 amino acids)
Biological process (GO): vesicle-mediated transport
Cellular component (GO): membrane
Source: RefSeq, a predicted model, not a curated record
AUGGCUUCGAACUCCAAAGGAUGGUUCAACAUCGAGUCGCUGGGCGGCACGAUGCCCGAGACCCAGUUCUUCGAGGGGGACUCGGCGUUCAGCUUCCUCGGGCUGACACGGACACAACGGCUGUACGGCUUUGGGGGUUGCGUGAUAGCCGGCUUCGUUCUAAGUUUGCUGGGGAGCAUUCUGCUGUUCGUAGGACAACUAAGCACCUUUGCAGUAUUGUAUGCUAUCGGUACGGUUAUUUCGUUAGCGGGGACAGGAUUCUUGCUGGGGUUCAUGAAGCAAUUCCAACUCAUGUUCAAACCGGUACGGGUGGUGGCGACCAUUGUCUUCAUCGCCUCGAUAGUGCUCGUUUUCAUCGGUGCUUAUGUGAUUCGCAGUGAUGUCCUAUGCAUCAUCUUCGUGAUCAUCGAGUACCUGGCCUAUCUGUGGUACACUCUCUCUUACAUCCCAUAUGCGCGCGCGGCGGUCCUCAAGGUUUUUGGAAUGUGA